AUGGUAAAAAAUUACCAGAAGGUUUUGUUUAGAAAAAACAAUAAAAGUUUAGAUUUAAAAUUGAAAGAAUCAACACUUACUUUUGCUAAGAUAUCAGAAGAAGAAGAAAAAGUCGUAAAAGAAAUUGCUGAGUUAGAAAAAAAGUAUAAUCCUCAAGUUCUUCAAGAACAAACAGGUUUAGAAAAUAAGGUUGCUAUCACUGUUGAAAAACUAAAAAAUGAUUUGAGAACUCCAAAUGCAGGUAGUCAUAAAUUUUUAGAUCUUAUUAAGAAGAGUAAUGAAGACUGUGCAAAAGUAAUUUAUACACCUAAUGCUCCAAAAACAAUAGAUUAUUAUGGUUCACUUAUCAAAACUGGUAGUAGACCUUAUGCUCAUCCUCUUUAUUUAAGUAAUGAUUUACCAGGGCAAAUUUGA
Messenger RNA from Paraglomus brasilianum, 414 nucleotides. The record is from the annotation of a GenBank genome assembly. NCBI's taxonomy places the organism in Eukaryota, Fungi, Glomeromycota, Glomeromycetes, Paraglomerales, Paraglomeraceae.